Messenger RNA from Grammomys surdaster, 1553 nucleotides. It is a transcript of the gene Akr1e2, whose product is annotated as aldo-keto reductase family 1 member E2. Gene Ontology annotation, cellular component: cytosol. NCBI's taxonomy places the organism in Eukaryota, Metazoa, Chordata, Mammalia, Rodentia, Muridae. The transcript is spliced from 10 exons. Gene Ontology annotation, molecular function: aldose reductase (NADPH) activity. The record is from RefSeq and is a predicted model, not a curated record. Bases 68 to 973 code for a protein of 301 amino acids.
CGCCCUGGCCUGCUCUCUGGCACCGCCUGUACAGUUUGGUUGCUGAGUCUUUGAGAGAAGGAGAUCCAUGCAAGAAAUCCCUACAGUGGGCUUGGGUACCUGGAAGGCCUUUCCAGGAGAAGUGACCGAUGCCGUUAAGGUGGCAAUCAACCUGGGCUACCGGCACUUUGAUUGUGCUUACUUUUACCACAAUGAGAGCGAAGUUGGACUGGGAAUCAAUGAGAAGAUCAGGGAGGGCGUGGUGAGGAGAGAUGAGCUGUUUGUCGUCAGUAAGCUGUGGUGCACCUACCACAAGAAGUCUUUGGUGAAAACAGCAUGUAUCAAUACCCUGGCGGCCUUAAACUUGGAUUACCUGGACCUCUACCUCAUGCACUGGCCCAUGGGUUUCAAGCCUGGAGAAAAAGAUAUCCCUUUGGAUCGAAGUGGCAAGGUCAUACCCAGUCACACCAGCUUUCUGGACACUUGGCAGGCCAUGGAAGAUCUGGUGAUUCAGGGUCUGGUGAAGAACAUUGGGGUGUCCAACUUUAACCAUGAACAGCUUGAGAGACUUUUGAAUAAGCCUGGUUUGAGACUCAGGCCAAUAACGAACCAAAUUGAAUGCCACCCAUAUCUUAAUCAAAAGAACCUGAUUGAUUUUUGUCAUGAAAGAAAUGUGUCCGUGACUGCUUACCGUCCCCUCGGUGGCUCAAGAGAUGGGGUUCACUUAAUGGAUGAUAUGGUCGUUCGGAAGAUUGCAAAGAGGCUUGGGAAGUCUCCUGCUCAGAUUUUGAUCCGAUUUCAGAUCCAAAGGAAUGUGAUAGUGAUUCCUAAAUCUGUCAACCCAAGUCGGAUUAGAGAGAAUAUCCAGGUAUUUGAUUUUGAAUUAACUGAGAAAGAUAUGGAGGAACUCCUCAGCCUCGACAAGAACCUCCGCUUGGCCACAUUCCCCACAACUGAAAAUCACAAGGACUAUCCUUUCCACAUAGAGUACUGAAGGCAGCUUCACUGGCCGUCAUCUGUGCUCAGCAAAAACAGAUCACCAAGGUCGGCAGCAUUGAUCCAGCCCUGCAGAGGCUGUGUGGUCCCUGUGUGGCCACAGCACUACACGCAUCCACAGCCAAGAAUGACAACAGAGUCGGAACAAGGAAAAUCCUACUUAGAACAAGACCAGUUCAGAGAAAAAUAAAGAUCUAGGGAUGAGAAAGGGAAGUACCACAAGGGAUAUGCCUGCUUCCAAGUUGUUAGGGAUAGCCAAGCGCAGAGAAUAAUGUAAUUUAUAUCAGUUAGUCCUAGUCUUUAUGGCUUCUAUUUUCAGAAGUGAGAUGCUGAUUGCUCACGAAUUAAAAUUAUCUUCACCUUUUAAGAAAACUUGCUUGACAGAAGUGUUUGACUAACGUGUAAGAUUUGAGAUGUUAAUACAAUUAAUUAAUAUCCAUGACUUGGGUUCAAUAACCACCAGCCUGAGGCCAAUUGUGUGCUCUGCCCUCCCAGAAUUUUCUAGAUGAUUUCAAAGCAAAAUCUUCCUGCACUUAAGAAUAAAAGGCCAUCAAGCUGAGGCCCCAGCUCAGACAAAA